Penicillium verhagenii is the source of this 474-nucleotide messenger RNA. RefSeq lists its product as uncharacterized. Bases 1 to 474 code for a protein of 157 amino acids. Lineage: Eukaryota; Fungi; Ascomycota; Eurotiomycetes; Eurotiales; Aspergillaceae. The record is from RefSeq and is a predicted model, not a curated record. The transcript has a single exon.
AUGUGCAACGGCGAAAGCAACCGACCUACCUUUGGCGGAACCAUUGCGGUCAUGUCCUCAGAUCGCCUGGAAUCCUCACGAUCGUCUUCACCAGAUUCCAUUGCCUCAUCCUCUUCCUCCACGCUUUCCAUGUCCUCAUAUUCGCUUUUCUUCCGCAACUCCGAUGAACACAACCGCCAUACCAAGGCAAUCUUUCAAAUUGACGAUGCACAAACAUAUCAUGCCUUGCGGAGCAGCCGUGAAGUCUACAUGCGAGUGGAAAAAUACGGGGACCUCUCCAACCGUGAAGCCGUCCCUCUGCAUCGGUUUGCCAUGGACUUUUCAAAACUUCCACAUCGGUUUCAGCCAAAUUUCGAGUUCGAGCUGCCCGAGACCCUGGAGCUGGGUGUGUCAGAGAAAGGAGUGAUAGGACGACAGCUUUCGAUGAUGGAUGAAUGUGGCUGUCUAGCCCUUGGGAUUAUUGGGUACAAUUAA